Aspergillus chevalieri is the source of this 828-nucleotide messenger RNA. RefSeq lists its product as uncharacterized. The transcript has 3 exons. The record is from RefSeq and is a predicted model, not a curated record. Bases 1 to 828 code for a protein of 275 amino acids. NCBI's taxonomy places the organism in Eukaryota, Fungi, Ascomycota, Eurotiomycetes, Eurotiales, Aspergillaceae.
AUGCGCUGGACUACCGAAAACGAGAACAUCCUCUGGCGCACCAUCUUCCAAACCCAAAACCUAACUUUCGAGCUCGACAAAGUCUCCCAAGCCUGGCCUGGAAGCGACAAGCCAACCCCCAAAGCCAUCAAAGAAAAACUCGACAAAUACCGCCGUGCAGGAAACAACAAAGUCACUUUCAGCAUGGGCCCCAAGAACGUGACCGUUACCGAUACCGCAAGCCCACGCACGACUGCUACUCCUACACCUACCCCUCGCAAGCCGCGAACGAGCAAGAAGGCUGCUGCUGCUGCGAUCCAAGGGAGCUUUGAUGCGACUGGGGCUCUUACUGUUACUUCUACGCCAGAGACCACAGCAGGAACGGGAGCGGGAGUGCACACUGGACGCGGACGUGGAAGGCCUAGGAAGACAGUCGCACCUGCGCUUGCCGAUGCGAACACGUUGAAGAACGAAUCUACGCCUGAAAUUCUCGACCCUGCGCUGAAGAGGAUCAAGACUGAGGAGUCGUCGCCUGGGGCAAUGCUCGAAAUCCAGAUCCCUGUCUCCCCAGACCCUGCGCGCUUCCGGUCCGAUCCUGACAAGGAGAACCUUGGUCCUGGUGUUGGUCUUAGGCUCAAGCGCAAGGGUGCUCAGAAGGCCAAGGCCCCUACUAGCGCCACCUACGAGGAAAUAAAGAAGAGAAGUGUUCCUAAAAGAAAUACUAGGAAGAUCAAGGUUGAGAACACAGAGGCCUACGCCCGUUGCGGUGAGGUGGUUGAUUGCAAGGGAACGUGCUGUGGAGAACCUCGUUGCGUUUACUGCUUCGGAGAAUGGGAGGAUAGCCCUUAG